Molecule: messenger RNA, 1751 nt
Organism: Durusdinium trenchii
Lineage: Eukaryota; Dinophyceae; Suessiales; Symbiodiniaceae
Source: the annotation of a GenBank genome assembly
CUUCAACCUACUAGAAUUUCUUUUGCGGUAAGCGACUUCACUCAGAUGUGACCCAAUGCAAAGCUGACGGCUAUGGCGAUCCUUGCGGAACCCGUGCAGGAGAUUGUCUUCCGGGAUUCUCCCUCAUCUCUGCACCCGCUUAUCAGGCGAAGCAAUGGGCUUACCGGGCUUUGCAAGGACAUACUGGAGAUGUUGAAGAAGAGUCCAUCUGGAGGUUCUUCCAGUUCGACAGGUGAGCUUAAAGCAGAGGAGCUUGUGGAACUGGGUGAACAAGCUUUGGAUCUUGAAGAAUUGGAGGACUGCAUGCAGCAGAAGUGGCCAAACCGCGACGAGAGAUCUUCAGCCUACCAAAGGCUGGUGCUAUCUGGUGUGCGCUCACCUCAGGCUUUGCUGACUGCACUUUUUGAUAGACCUGCUGGAAAGUGUCGUUUGAACCAGAUCCUGGAAGAUGGUGGUUGUAAAGGGCUCAAGGCCGAUGCGUUGGCGUCCCUCACAGAGCAGCUUGAGGUGCGUGCACGGCAACGGAUUGAAGUGUCAAUGGAGGGCCCGCAACCAGUGCUGGUCACAGCGCCACACAAUAUUUAUUUGAGAAGAGAUGGACAGCCACCCCACAUGAUGGAGGAAUACACGACGCUGAUUGCACAACGCCUUGCUCGGCAGCUGCGCGGGGCAUGCCUGUGCUGGAGUCGUGCUGAGCAGAAGAGGUCAGAGCUUUAUUGGUGUCUUGGACGAGCUCAAUCUGGGGAGGCUGGAGAUCUCAGUAGCUUUUUGAGCCCAAACCGAGAUCCGAAUUACUUGCGCAUCGAAGAGGUCGCCCAAAAUCCAUGGUUUCGGCAGAUGGCCAGGCUUGCAGACCAGUGGCGAUACACGAAGGAAGGCAGCAUUCGUCCAACCCUUCAUAUCGAUGUCCAUGGAUGUCGGGAUCCGCCAGCAACUCCAUCACACAUCACAGUGGGCUUGGCGGCGAUGCACCAAGAGGUGGUGGCAAAGCGAAGUCCACUGUCUCAGAGCCGGUUGGAAAACUUUGCGCAAACCCUGCAGGUGGAACUCACCUCUGUCCUGGGGAACCUCGACUUGCGGCCGCGGGCACAGUCCGUGCGGGUUUUGCUGCAAGCAGGUGUGGAACGCCUCUCUGGUGCUUGGCCUGCGGAGGAGCAGCGCCUCACCCAGUCCCAGCAGGCAAUGGCUUUUGCUGGCUUCACUCACUCAUGUCAGCUGGAGUUGUCUAAGGCACUCCGGAAGGCUCUGAGCCGGGAUGACGCUGGUACUGCUCGUUUGGGCCGUGCUGUGACCAAGGCUUGGGCUCUGUGCUGUCGCAGUGAGUCUCUUCCUUUGCUGCGAUCUCCUGGAAAUUCAGGCGAAGAGAAGGAUUUAGAGGCCAGUGUGCUCGGCCCAAGACCGGGUAGCGGAACACGCAAGAGGCGAGAGCGGCACGGCCUCCGGCGGAGUGCUUAAUGUAGGAGCUACUAGUGGAGGAGCUACCAGAGAACCGGUUGUACAGAUCCGGACAUUACACUUUGCCGGAGCUUUGGUGUGCCCCCUUUUUUGUCCCAGACCCUUCGACCACUGUUUCGAAGGAAAAGGGCGCUAUCAUAGCGAAGGGUUAGGAGGGAAAGCGCCAUUUUUCACGAGCCAGAGUUGGCUCAUCAGAGUCUUAGAGACUUGUUGCCUCUGAGCAGUCUCAACACAGGCAGACCUUCUGAGAGGUUGCAAGUGGUUUUAGUGCUUGCACGACCGAGAUGGAUGCAAAA